Messenger RNA from Biomphalaria glabrata, 4971 nucleotides. RefSeq lists its product as uncharacterized. The coding region runs from base 1250 to 2155 and encodes 301 amino acids. The transcript is spliced from 6 exons. NCBI's taxonomy places the organism in Eukaryota, Metazoa, Mollusca, Gastropoda, Planorbidae. The record is from RefSeq and is a predicted model, not a curated record.
UAUAAAAACACUUGUAUGUAUAUUUAUUAAUGAUUAUAGAGUGUGAUGUGACGUAAUAGCAUAGCCUAUACAAAUCUAUUAUUAAUAUGUUGAGUAAGUAAAGUAGCUAUUAAAAUACAGUUAUUUAACUAUUUUGGUUCACAAACUGAUUUCUGCACACAUUAAGAUUGGACCGCCCCUAUCACUCAAAGUAUAAAUGUCGGGGGUUAGGGUGUUAAUGCAAUCACCUCUUCUCCACCCCACCUCCCCAACCCCAAGAUUCGCCACUGGUGCUGAUACAGUUUUGGAUCACUGACAUCACAGAAUCUGGUUACGCUACUCUGCCUCAACGCAAGAGGGAGCGAUUAGGUUAAAAAAGUAUUCAAACAAGACUCCGCUAAGGGAGUGUGAAAGCUUUACAUGUUUGUUUAGGAGCUUCCACGAUAUUGUCGAUUAUCCAAUUAUCAAUUAUUAGCCCUGCACGGUUAGCUUGGUAAACUAUAGGUAAACGUUGGGGGUUCCCCUUGUGCUCGGUCUUGGAUCUAGUCCGUAAGUUCAGAGUAACUGACUGUAAAUAGAUGUUCUAACUAUGGACAUUGACUUGGACCUCUACAAGACAGAGCGAUGUUAAUAUGCUGACAAGACUAGUGUUCCAAGAGCAAAGUGAGGGCAUCUUGGACACAGGAAGGCUGUAGUAACUAGCCUCCCUCAGGUGUCUGCCUAUUGCCUAUUGGCAUUGACUGCCUAUUUGCUAUUGCUACUGCCUACAUUGAUCUACUCAACUAUUUGCUUGGACCAUCUGCCUAUUUAUUCGGCGUUGUUUGACGGCCACUCAAUCGUUUAUGUACUUAGUGCUAUUCAGCACUGCACAACUGCCUGUGUACUUAGUGCUAUUCAGCACUGCACAACUGCCUGUGUACUUAGUGCUAUUCAGCACUGCACAACUGCCUGUGUACUUAGUGCUAUUCAGCACUGCACAACUGCCUGUGUACUUAGUGCUAUUCAGCACUGCACAACUGCCUGUGUACUUAGUGCUAUUCAGCACUGCACAACUGCCUGUGUACUUAGUGCUAUUCAGCACUGCACAACUGCCUGUGUACUUAGUGCUAUUCAGCACUGCACAACUGCCUGUGUACUUAGUGCUAUUCAGCACUGCACAACUGCCUGUGUACUUAGUGCUAUAUAGCACUGCGAUCUACUACUUGGCGCUAUCGGCUCUACUUGCCUAAAGUUCUACGUAUUGGCUUCUGAAGUCUUUGCACUUAAGAUCAUGGAAAAAGAAAAAGAACACAAAUCUAAGAUCUACAUAAAUAUUGAUGAUGUAAAGGACAUUUUAGACGAAAAGGACGUAAACAGCACUGGGGUUUACAUAUUAGACAUAAGAGAAGGUUUGAUUCAAAAGAAGCUAGUAUCACCAGAUCUUCAACUUGUGGAUUUGAGGGAAUUUCUUGUAGCAGCAUGUAAGAAAGACACAUUGGAGGUAGUCGCGAAUGAUGACAUCCCACAAAUUUGUUGUCACCCUCCAGAAGGAAUCGAGAUAAAGAAGCAGGAGAAAAGGAAAAGAAGGAGAAGAACCACCUCAGUAAACGUUAUAUUGGUAAAGAAAAGGAAACGGUCAACUUCCGCAAGUGUCGCACGGACAAAGUCUAGAAGGUCGAAAAGAGAUGUUGUGAAAACAAACAGCAAAAACGGGAUCACAUUAUCCCAACUUUCCAACAUGAUGGCAAAGACUUUACUUGAGCACAUGGAAGCAAUUAGUAAUUAUAGUCACAAAACGGAAAACCUAAAGGUUGAACAAGAAAAAAUAGUUUUAUCAAGUACUGAUCAUUGUUCUUUAGCAAACUUCAAGGUGUACAGUACUAAAGGAGAUGGUAGAUGUUUUUUUCGAAGCAUUUCUAUUGGAUUGUUACCUGAACUACAGCUGGAAAGAGAAGAUGGAACAUUAAAAGAUCAGAAAGUCAUGCUUUUAGAAACUUGCAAAGCUGACUCGCUACGCAGUGAGGUCGUUGGACACUGCUUAAAAAAUUAUGAAAACUUUGAGAAAGAAUUAGUUGGUGAGGCACUUUCCGCCGACAUGCCAGAAAAUAUGCAAUUUAAAUCUCUUUUUGAUAGACUUGAAGCGGUAGCUAGGACCUCAUUCAUGAUAGGUGAGUUUGAAAUAAAAGUCACAGCUUAAGUGAUUAAACGUUGUAUAAAAGUAGUAGACAAGAGAUCAAAAAAUAUAGUUUCAUACGGGGAAAAUUUUACAGAUCAGAUCCCUAUACACGUUUUAUAUACGAGCUUAGGUCCAUUCUCAGGACAUUAUGAAGGUAUUUCGCCAAUCAAAUUGGACUCUUAAUUAAAUACUUUCACACACGCACUAGAUUUGCUGGUGCGUAAGAAUACUGACGUGCAAUACUGAGGCCAUGUAGAUUCUGUUUCUGGACGUUUCUAAUUUCCAUUUGUACCUUUUAGCAAUUGAAGAAGAUAUAUAGCUUUCACUGCUCCCCGUAUCUACGAUAGCCUUCAAUGGUACUCCAUUGACGAGUAUUGAAAUAGUAGAUUUAGUAAGACCGGACGCUGGUGUCGAUGCCCAGGAAGAUCCAACGGUUGUAGUCCGAGACGUCUCAUCAUCUGCUUUCACUAUGGCUGAGGUUAUAGAUUUGAGUGUCUGUCUGGUCGAUCUACAGACUUUCUGGAAAUGGCCCCUCUUACCGCACAGGUUGCAUGUAGCGUCACGGGCCGGACAUCUAAAGCAUUGAUGUGGGCUGUUUCCACAAAAGAAACAUCUUUUACUAGUCGCCGCACUCACCUCGUGUUCUACUUUUGUCGUUGGAGAAAGGCUCUCCUCGUCGGCGCUAGCUCCACAGGGAGUUUCAGAGUGGAUGUUAUACGCCAUGGCAUGGUUAUGGGCAUAUUCAUGUUGUCUUGCCUCUUCAUAGGCGCACUGUAGAGUUAGAGUAGAUUUCUCUAAGAGUCGCAGCCUUAUGCUGUUUGAAGCCAGUCCAGUAAUGAAGGCGUCUCUUACGAAGAUAUCUCUGUGUUCUUCAGCGGUGACAGCUUUGAAGUCACAGUCUUUGGCCAUACUUUUAAGCUUAAGUAGGAAGGAGUCAACGGUUUGUCCGUUCUCUUGUCGACAAAGAGUUAUCAUGUGCCGUGCAAAAAUUUCGCUUUUAGGCUUCACGUAGACAUUUUGUAGAACUUUGAUUGAUUCUUCGAACGUGGUACACUCACUUAUGUACUGAAAUACGCUCGAAGAAACGUAGUUUUCCAGUAAUUUCUUUUAGUCAAUGUCGCAAUGAGAGACUGAGGAGAUGAAAUUCUCAAAUGUUCUGAGCCAGUGCAGCCACUUCUCGGCAGCCGAUGGCGAGCUAGGCUCUAUGUCCAGCUCUUUUGGCCUAAAUAGACGUUCCAUUUGUAUUACUACUUUUACUUACAGACUGAGAAUAGUGUUGAACGAAAAUCCAAAAAAGAUACGUGAGGCACAUAGAUCCAUGGAAUUGAAAAUUUCUAGUUUAAUAAAUUGUAAUAAGAAAUAAAGGAACACUGAAGAGUAACCUAAAACAAGGCUUUAUUAAACUAGAACGACACAUGAACUGAGGAAAGAGACUUGGACAGUAGCACACUAGAUCAAUGUUAUGAACACAUUCUCACGACGUUACACAAACAUAAACAAAUAGUAACUAUUUCACCACACCAUAGUCGUUCUACGACUGAAGGAGGCCAAUGAUGAUGAAGUCAAGAAAUAAUAAACAAUCCUAUCCGCAUAACAGCGGUAUCAAAUAUAUUCAAUACGUCAAACUCUUCAGAGUAUCUUACAAAUUACGUCCGCAUCUCAGCGGGUAACACUGUACAUAAUAACUAAUAAAAAAACAUGUCUCAAAAGACCACUGGCAACAACUGCCCACAAGCUACUAUCUAACUGAAAUUACUACUCGACUUUUCUAAGUCGCUACUGACCAUUGCGGACCAACAAAUGAUACCACUUGACUGACUUGACUGAACUCCAAGUCAACUUUAUUCAUUCUACUUCCUGUUUUCUACAUCAGGAAUUCCACGUGUCUUUUAAACUCUUAACAUGACGUGAACAUUUAAAUCAUGCAAUGUCAACUGAGACUGUGACAGUACACCAAACAGCCAAAUUUUCUUACAGACCGAUGCCAAAACAGUCCUCUAAAGCUGAAAAACUUUGAUACUUCCUAUUUAUUGCAACUCAGGACAGAACUUGUAAACCUUAAGACAACAGCAAUGAAACUUUUCUUCUAUGGAAUUAGAAAAAAGUUUGAAGAGAAGCAUGAAAGCUUUCACAUUACGAUGUCAAAGCUACUCAAAGAGGAGAAAACACGUACGUUCCUAAUGCUAAAACUCCAGGAGCCUGGAGUGGUGACCCUCACACGGAAUUGUGGCGGUAACAGAAUAGGAAUAUGAGACAAGUUCCCCGCAGUUAGCACUGUACUCGACCACUUAUGGCGAGUGGUAGGAGAGCGGGAACGGUGUGCUGUGUACGCGGCACGGCCCGGUCUGGCUCAGUCAACCGAUAUGGCCGUCUACCGCUGGGAGCCCUCAGACAGGACAGGGGUGAAGAACCCCAUGUCCAGGCCUGGUAGUUGGAUCAAAGCCUUUCUAGCCACCAAGGGGAUAAUGGCGCCUACGCCCCGACGCCCUACUGGACUUCACUGAAGGGAACAUGUGGUAUAUGUGGACUUGCCAUUGGUCUUGGCUGUUCCAUCUUUCUUCUUUUGCUUGUCAUUAUCGUCUUCAUCAUAUGGAGCGGCGCUAGAAGACUUCCGGAAAACAGGAGAACCAGGCAGUGUACGUCAUUGUCGGUGAAAGCAAAGUGGAGCGUAUUGUCCUACGCUUAUUACGACAAGCCUGCGACCUACAUAUCAAGAAUCGUAAAUCUGAAACGCCCAUGGAUUAAGACAACCAAGAGAGGCAAGUGCUCUUAGUAGUACUGUACUGCUCAACUUCAGUAACUCUUAGUUCUGCACUGGUAUACGUUACCAGUGGUAU